AACUUUGCCUAGAAGGCCAGCAUCCCGGAGUUUCUUUCAAAAACAAGGACAUUUCUAAGUGAGCCCAAACUUUUGAACAGUAGUGUGUAUAAUAUCAUAUACGGUUUGCAACAUCCGUGCCAAUAUAUCCUCCAAACACCGGCUUCUUGGGCAUUAUGAAGUGGCAUUAUGAAAACGUUCUGAAUGGAAACCAAGGCAACUGUCACCUUUGGCCAGGAAAUGCCUAUAACCUCCUGAGACCCAGCAAUUUUAUGUGUAUUUUGAUGAGGUAUUUAGCAUUGAGGAGCAUGACCAGCCGUCUGGCAGGGCCAAAUGGUGCUACUCCAUACCCGAUGACCCUGAGGCAAACCUGGGAGGCACCUCUAGAGUCCCCGACCACCUCCAGGCUGGUUUCCUCUACCAUGUCUCCGUCCUCCAGGAUCUGACUGAGGGAACAGACGACCAGGGCUUCCAGAACUACCAAUGUGGCCUGUGUCGGCUGCCUCUUCCCAGCCUUGCUUCCCUCCAGGCCCACCUCUUGGUCAGCUGGACCCACAGCACAGGCUGUAACCGCCUCUACAGUGACAUGAUCAGGCUGUGUCCGUCUCCUCCUCCUCCAUUGGUGCAUGUGUCUGAGGAGCCAUCACCGUCUUCCCCCAGCCAUGUCCACAAUAACCAGCAGGACCAGGAGGCUGAUAGGGCCUGUCAUCUCUACUCCAUCCCCAAUGACCUUGAGGCGAAACUGGGAUCGCGGCGAGGCAGAUGCACUGACCACCUCCAGGCCGACUUCGUCCGCUAUGUCUCCAGCCAGGCCUCCAAUAACAGUCCAGGCUACCACCGGGGCUACCAGGGCUCUGAGGGCUACCAGUGUGCCCUGUGUCAGCUGCCCUUCCCAAGCCUGGCCUGCCUCCAGGCCCACCUUCUAGACAGCUGGGAAGACAGGCAGGCCUGUAGCUUCCUCUACAGCCAGAUGAUCAGACGUUGUCCCUCUCCUCCUCCUCCUAUGGUGGUGAAACCAGUUCUGCGCAUCACUGACUCCUCCUGCUCAUCCACUGUUUCAGUCACAAAGAAACUUCCAAGACACCAUGCAGAGCACCUUGAUCCAUACUUGCCUUCCACUUCAUCAUCCUCAGUCUCAGCCACUGUGGCAUCUUCAUCAUCCAGGCACCAUGAGCAUGUACUGUCUCCAGUCCUGCCUACCUCCUCCUCCUCCUCCUCCUCCUCCUCCACCUCAGCCAUAAUACCCUCGAGAAAGAGAAGGAGAGACAACGACGUGAGCUCGAGAGGGGCCCCCAGGAGCCCCAGCCUCCACCCCAGCUUUAGCACUUUGUCUCGGGGAGACGAGAGCCAGCAGGCUGGCUCCUCCUUGAUGAGACCCAUGGAUAACCUCCAGAGCUACCUCCCUCAGCCCUACUGUUCCCAGCCCAGCCACAGUACUCUGUCUUGGGGGGAGGAGAGCCAUCAGGCAGGCCCCAGCAAGAGACACAGAAAGCUGGAAGCCACCACACAGGGAUACCCUGGAACCAACAGCACAGCAAGCAGGCGAACGAGGUGCAAGAAAAAGUACAAGAUGCUACAGAGGAAAGCCCUUGUGUAUCCUCAUGAAGUUGGCCCCAGCGAUAUGCCCAGGGCUAGACCUACUUUGUGAAGAUGAAUAGGUCAUUAAGUAAUGUUUUUUUUUUGGUUCUGGUGUGUUUUCAGUCCACUGUUGACUUGUUUUUUACUUAAGUGUGCAUGACUAUUAUCUAUGUAAGGUUUGGGUCAAUUCAAUUCCAAUUUUUUCUUAUAGGAGGCAAUGACGAAAAUGUGAUUUGAUUCAGGAAUUUCUGUUUAAUUCCUCAAUAUCUAUGCACCAUUUUGGUACCAUGUAGUUAUGAAUUGGGGUUAGAAAUAAGGAAUACCUGUUGAUAUCAUGUUAUUUCAUGAUAAAUGCUACACUCUUAGGACAGCCAAAUGACCCUUUUUGGACCCCUUUUUUUAAGAGUGUAGUUGUAAACACUAUAUGAAAUAGUACCGUAAAAUAAAGUUACCACAUAGCCUAUUUAUUCGAAUCCUAUAUAAAAACAAAAAAUCUCCAUGAAUUUAUUUGCUCUGCAUUUGAUGAAUUGAAAUAAAAUUUAAAA
Molecule: messenger RNA, 2102 nt
Organism: Oncorhynchus tshawytscha (Chinook salmon)
Lineage: Eukaryota; Metazoa; Chordata; Actinopteri; Salmoniformes; Salmonidae
Exons: 3
Coding region: 566-1627 (353 amino acids)
Source: RefSeq, a predicted model, not a curated record